This is a messenger RNA of Synchiropus splendidus (mandarinfish), 577 nucleotides long. RefSeq names its product ribosomal protein S19 (gene rps19). NCBI's taxonomy places the organism in Eukaryota, Metazoa, Chordata, Actinopteri, Syngnathiformes, Callionymidae. Gene Ontology annotation, molecular function: structural constituent of ribosome; RNA binding. Gene Ontology annotation, biological process: translation; ribosomal small subunit assembly. The transcript has 6 exons. Bases 23 to 556 code for a protein of 177 amino acids. Gene Ontology annotation, cellular component: ribosome; cytosolic small ribosomal subunit. The record is from RefSeq and is a predicted model, not a curated record.
GACGUUGUGAUGGGUUCAGUUCAUGUUCUCGCGAUACAGAACGAGAGCUGCCCGUUUUAACUCGAGUCGGAAACCCCGUUGCACCCUCUUCCCUUCGCUGUCCACAAGCAAGAUGCCUGGUGUCACAGUGAAAGACGUCAACCAGCAGGAAUUCGUCACUGCCCUUGCUGCUUUCCUGAAAAAGUCAGGAAAGCUGAAGGUGCCUGACUGGAUUGACCUUGUGAAAUUGGGCAAGCACAAGGAACUGGCUCCCAGUGAUGAGAACUGGUUUUACAUCAGAGCAGCCUCCACUGUGCGCCACCUGUACCUCCGCAGUGGUGCUGGUGUUGGCUCCAUGAUCAAGAUCUAUGGUGGUCGCAAGAGGAAUGGCGUGUGCCCUUCCCACUACAGUGUUGGGUCAAAGAAUGUGGCACGUAAAGUGCUGCAGGCUCUGGAGCUCCUCAAGAUGAUUGAAAAGAAGCCCAAUGGUGGCCGCAGGAUAACUCCCCAAGGAGCCAGGGACCUUGACCGAAUUGCUGGCCAGGUUGCUGCAGCAAACAAGAAAACUGUUCAAUAAAUCUUUUUGGAGAAAGUGAAA